Messenger RNA from Chanos chanos (milkfish), 1545 nucleotides. RefSeq names its product cholinergic receptor, nicotinic, delta (muscle) (gene chrnd). Lineage: Eukaryota; Metazoa; Chordata; Actinopteri; Gonorynchiformes; Chanidae. Gene Ontology annotation, molecular function: transmembrane signaling receptor activity; acetylcholine-gated monoatomic cation-selective channel activity. The record is from RefSeq and is a predicted model, not a curated record. Gene Ontology annotation, cellular component: postsynaptic membrane. Gene Ontology annotation, biological process: monoatomic ion transmembrane transport. The coding region runs from base 1 to 1545 and encodes 514 amino acids. The transcript has 11 exons.
AUGUCCGAAUCCAAACCGUGUGACUCAUUUCCAGAAUGUCAAGGCAGGAACGAGGAAGAGCGGCUUAUCCACCACCUGUUCAAAGAACGCGGCUACAACAAAGAGCUCCGUCCAGUGGAAAACAAAGAUGACACAGUGACGGUUUACUUGGCUCUCACACUUUCAAAUCUUAUCUCUCUUAAAGAAGUGGAUGAAACACUACUGACAAAUGUAUGGAUUGAACAUGGAUGGACUGACUAUAGACUGCAGUGGAAUGUGACAGAAUUUGAUAACAUUACCGUGCUACGUCUUCCUCCUAGUAUGGUGUGGCUUCCAGAGAUUGUAUUGGAAAACAACAAUGAUGCUCAGUUCCAGGUGGCAUACUAUUGCAAUGUACUGGUCAGUAAUGAUGGUUAUGUGUACUGGCUGCCCCCUGCAAUUUUCAGAAGUUCCUGCUCCAUCAAUGUGAACUACUUUCCCUUUGACUGGCAGAACUGUUCACUCAAGUUUAGCUCCUUGACGUACAAUGCAAAGGAGAUCAGCAUGCAUUUAAAAGAAGAUUUGGAUGAAGACGGCAAGUAUUACAAGGUGGAGUGGGUUAUAAUUGAUCCUGAGGGCUUUACAGAAAAUGGUGAGUGGGAGAUUAUUCACAAACCUGCUAGGAAGAAUAUCCAUAAGAACAUACCCGCGGAGAGCAACAAACAUCAGGAUAUCACCUUCUACCUCAUCAUCAAGCGCAAGCCUCUGUUCUACAUCGUCAACAUCAUCAUUCCCUGUAUUCUCAUCUCCUUCCUGGCCUCUCUGGUCUAUUACCUUCCUGCUGACAGUGGUGAGAAGAUGACUCUGUCUAUCUCUGUAUUACUGGCUCAGUCUGUCUUCCUUUUGCUGAUCUCUCAGCGUCUACCGGAAACUUCCAUGGCUGUCCCUUUAAUUGUCAAGUACUUAAUGUUCAUCAUGGUCCUGGUCACAAUUGUGGUGCUGAAUUGUGUGAUUGUCUUAAACCUCCACUUCCGCACACCCAGUACCCACGUCAUGUCAGAGUGGACCAAAGAGUUCUUUCUGGAGAGACUGCCCCGUCUGCUUCACAUGUCCCAUCCGGCCGACAGCGGACCAAGCCCGACCGGAGCGCUGCAGCGACGAUCCAGCUCCGUAGGUUACAUCGCCAAGGCUGAGGAAUACCAUAGCGUCAAGUCUCGCAGUGAGCUGAUGUUUGAGAAACAGUCUGAGAGACACGGUCUGGCCACACGUGUCACGCCCGCUGCAGUCUUCACAUCUAACGAUGAUGGAGAGGUCUCUGAGCAGCUGUACUCUGAGAUGAAGCCUGCUGUGGAGGGAGCCAAUUACAUCGUCAAGCACAUGCACGAGAAGAAUGACUACAAUGAGGAAAAGGAUAACUGGAGUGGGAUCGCCAGGACGGUGGACCGUCUCUGCCUGUUUCUGGUCACUCCGGUGAUGACAUUGGGAACCAUCGCCAUCUUCUUAAUGGGCAUCUAUAACCACCCUCCCCCACUGCCUUUUGAAGACGACCCAUUCAACUAUUUGGAAGAGAGCAAGCGAUACAUAUGA